AUGGCCAAAGUAGAAGAACCUAAAAUUGUCGAAAUUCAUGAUGAAGAUGAUCACACCAGUGAUACAUCAUCAGAAGAAGACACUCAUGGUACUUCUCAGGGUAGUAGCUUUUCACGAUCUAGAACAAACAAAGUUGAAAAAAAAAAUAAAAAGAUCAUCCAGAAGAUGGGUCUUAAACCAACAAAUGAAUUUGAAAAAAUAAUUAUUAAAGGUGCUAAAGGUUUGAGUUUUAAUAUUCUUAACCCAGAGGUCUAUAUUGUUCCAAGUACUAAUAAUUAUAUUGUAUUUGGAGAAGCUAAAUUAGAAGAACGUGAUACUGCAUCUCAAGCUGCUGCUCUUGCAAAUGCAACUAGUCAGUUGGAACAGAAGUUGGCUGCAAUGAAGGUUAAUGAAGAACAAACAAAUAAGAUAUCUGAAACUCAAGAUAGACAAGAAGAUAGUGAAAUAGAUGAGACAGAUGUCGAUCCAGCUAAUAUCGACUUGGUUAUAGGUCAAACAAGUUGUAGUCGUGUACAGGCAGUCAAAGCUUUAAAAGCAAAUAAUAACGAUGUUGUAGAAGCUAUCUUAUCACUUUCACCAUGA
This is a messenger RNA of Cryptosporidium muris RN66, 582 nucleotides long. RefSeq names its product nascent polypeptide-associated complex, subunit alpha, putative. Lineage: Eukaryota; Apicomplexa; Conoidasida; Eucoccidiorida; Cryptosporidiidae. The record is from RefSeq and is a predicted model, not a curated record. Bases 1 to 582 code for a protein of 193 amino acids. Gene Ontology annotation, biological process: protein targeting to membrane. Gene Ontology annotation, cellular component: cytoplasm; nascent polypeptide-associated complex. The transcript has a single exon.